Molecule: messenger RNA, 867 nt
Organism: Habropoda laboriosa
Lineage: Eukaryota; Metazoa; Arthropoda; Insecta; Hymenoptera; Apidae
Gene: Atg5
Product: autophagy protein 5
Exons: 4
Coding region: 10-807 (265 amino acids)
Biological process (GO): cellular response to nitrogen starvation; C-terminal protein lipidation; autophagy of mitochondrion
Cellular component (GO): Atg12-Atg5-Atg16 complex; phagophore assembly site membrane; cytoplasm
Source: RefSeq, a predicted model, not a curated record
GUAUGAAUAAUGGCGAAUGACAGGGAAGUGUUGCGGGAAAUUUGGGAUGGUAAAAUUCCCGUUUGUUUUACGCUUGAUUCCGAGGAAAUAUGUGAAUUGCAAGGACCUGAUCCGUUUUAUCUUAUGGUACCUAGGUUAAGUUACUUUCCACUCUGCACCGAUAAGGUGCGAAAACAUUUUAUAAGACACGUACAAAGUGAUAGUAAACAAGAGCAUGAAAUGUGGUUAGAGUUUAAUGGUAUCCCGCUAAAAUGGCAUUAUCCAAUCGGUGUACUUUUGGAUAUUUAUUCCAAUGAUGUUCAGUUACCGUGGAAUAUCAUUGUUCACUUUGAUAGGUUCCCAGAUAAUGUGUUGAUGCAUUGUCAAAACAAAGAAGUAGUAGAAUCAUAUUUUCUAUCCUGUAUAAAGGAAGCAGAUAUGCUGAAGCACAGAGGUCAGGUUGUAUCUAGUAUGCAAAAGAAAGAUCACAAUCAGUUGUGGUCUGGUUUACUUAAUGAUAAAUUUGAUCAAUUCUGGUCUGUGAAUCGAAAACUUAUGGAAGCUAAUAAUAUUGAAGAGGGUUUUAAAUACAUACCAUUUCGCUGUUAUACAAGCGAAGACAAAUAUGUACAGAAACUUGUAAAACCUGUGAAUGAGGAAGGUCAAAGGAAAACGUUGAGGCAUUUAUUGAAUGAAGUAUUCCCAGAUGAUGAAAGUGUUACAGUGCUUACCCAUGGUAUUACACCACCCAUGGAAACACCUCUUCAGUGGAUGUCAGAACAUUUGAGUUACCCUGACAAUUUUCUGCAUUUAAUUGUUACAUCAUAACCCACAUUGAAACUGCCAGUUGAUUAAUUAUCAAUGAGAAUUCCAUAAACCGUGAGUUCA